AUGACCACGGCGCAUCGCGCGACGUGGACCACGGCGCGCGGACGCGAACACCAAGGCGGGGCGAGACUGUUCGGGGCGAGCGCGAAGCGGUCCAAGCUGGACGCCGCGGGAUUCUUGACGCUCAAGACGCGAGACGCGAUCGCGAACGAUUCCACCGCGGACGCGUUGUUGCGAGAUGAUCUGCGACGCGAGCUCGAGGAGCGCGAACGAGCGGCGAGAGGGACGAGUGAUCGCACGGGGGGGAUUGGAUCGGUCGGCGCGGCGACGGUGGAGACGCUGAAGCGAUUGGGGGAGGGAGAGGAGGCGGCGGACGCGGGGAGACGAUUCGCUCCGAGGGCGGAAGACGCGGACGACGACGGGAGCGAGAGCGAUUCCGAGAGUGAUUCCGAGAGUGAUUCCGACGACGACGACACGGCGGCGCUCCUGGCCGAACUCGAGCGAAUCAAGGCUGAACGCGCGGCGGAAGCGAGGGCUAAGGCGGCGGAGGAGGACGCGGCGGCGAUGGAUAAGAGAAAAGACGAGUUGGCCACCGGAAACCCGCUGCUCGACCUCGGCGCCUCGGGCGAUUUCCGCACCAAGCGUCGAUGGGACGACGACGUCGUCUUCAGGAACCAGGCCCGGGACGAGCCCAAGGUUGGUAAACGUUUCAUCAACGAUACCAUUCGAAGCGAUUUCCACAAGAGAUUUUUGAAUAAAUACAUCAAGUAG
Ostreococcus tauri is the source of this 708-nucleotide messenger RNA. Its product is annotated as Pre-mRNA-splicing factor Cwf15/Cwc15. Gene Ontology annotation, biological process: mRNA cis splicing, via spliceosome. The transcript is spliced from 2 exons. NCBI's taxonomy places the organism in Eukaryota, Viridiplantae, Chlorophyta, Mamiellophyceae, Mamiellales, Bathycoccaceae. Gene Ontology annotation, cellular component: catalytic step 2 spliceosome. Bases 1 to 708 code for a protein of 235 amino acids. Gene Ontology annotation, molecular function: RNA binding. The record is from RefSeq and is a predicted model, not a curated record.